AUGAUGCGAAUCAUUGUCGCUUUUUCGGUAUUGUUUGUUCUGUGUGAAAUAACAUCUUCCUUUGCCUUCGUUUUCGAAGACUGUGGUUCGGAGGCAGGCAAAUUCAAUGAUGUUUCGAUUUCAAGCUGUGAUGUGUCCGAUGAGAAAUGCUCAUUACCCCGUGGCACAGACAUAAACGUAUUCCUCAAAUUUACAUCAGAUAAAGAUAUUUCGGACGUCAAAGCAUAUGCGUUUGGCAUAUUGCUCGACGUGGCUAUACCCUUUCCAUUGGAAAAUUCUGAUGUUUGCAAAAAUCCAAAUUCGGGAGUCAAAUGUCCUUUAAAGAAGGAUCAGGAAACUGAGUUUAAAGAUACAUUUAAUGUGGAUAAGAAGACUCCUGCAGUAAGCGUCGAUGUUAUCUGGGAAUUUAGAAAUGAGAAGGACGAGAAGAUUAUAUGUAUAAAAUUUCCAGUGAAAAUUGUAUAA
Messenger RNA from Cyphomyrmex costatus, 465 nucleotides. RefSeq names its product protein NPC2 homolog. Lineage: Eukaryota; Metazoa; Arthropoda; Insecta; Hymenoptera; Formicidae. Bases 1 to 465 code for a protein of 154 amino acids. The transcript has 4 exons. The record is from RefSeq and is a predicted model, not a curated record. Gene Ontology annotation, molecular function: sterol binding. Gene Ontology annotation, biological process: intracellular cholesterol transport.